Molecule: messenger RNA, 2062 nt
Organism: Fusarium sp. VM40
Lineage: Eukaryota; Fungi; Ascomycota; Sordariomycetes; Hypocreales; Nectriaceae
Source: the annotation of a GenBank genome assembly
AUGAAGAACUUCUUUGGUAGCGGCAAGAAGCCAACUUCCUCAUCCACUCCGUCUUCCUCUGCAAGGAAGUCCGCCACUUUUGAAGAGCGCGACCGGGACCACGAAUCUGACCCUCCUCCCGCCUACUCCGAGCCUUCAUCGCCCGCACGAGAGAAGUCGCCUUCAAAAUCUUCAAAGAGAAUAUCUCGCCCCGCCUCCUUCGCCGAGUCAACAAAGACCUCACGUUCGUCCAGAUUGUCGAGGCAAUCUACCGACCCAGGCCACGCUCACUCCUCUUCCUCUCGUCGACCCAAGUACGAGCCUGAUACGCACCCUCUUAACCUCCCCCCCGAAGAGCGCAAGCGAUUAUCCGCUCUCGCCGCAGCCAUGAACGGUAACUCAAUGGACGUCGACAGCGAGCCUGUCAACGGCGCCCGCUCUCCUACUCCUCCCAACCCCAAAUCCAAUGCUCAGGCCAACUUCUCCGUUCCUAUUCCCAACGGCUCCAGUCAUGAUGACGGUGCCCCUCCGCCUCCACCUCACAAGUCCAACCCUGGAAGCCCAACGAUUACACCUGAGGAGGAUGCUGAAGCCUACAAGGCUGCGGGCAACCGAUUCUUCAAGGAGAAGAAUUAUUACAAGGCUGUUGAACAGUAUAGCAAAGCUGUCGACCUGUUUCCCUUCUCCGCUACUUAUCUAGGCAACCGAGCUGCCGCUUAUAUGUCUAACGGCCAAUAUGAGCAUGCUCUUGACGACUGCUCCAGGGCCGCCGACUAUGAACCUCAGAAUGCCAAGAUUCUCCUGCGCUUGGCCCGUAUCUACACUGGUCUGGGCCGACCAGAUGAGGCCAUGACAACAUUCAACCGCAUUGACCCUCCACCAUCUGCUAAAGACAUGGCGCCGGCCAAGGAAAUGUUGCACCACAUUCAGUCCGCCCGUGAUAUUCUUCAAAAGGGAUCCGGGUCUGGUAUGUCCAUGGUUCUUCAUGCCCUUGACCUGGCUGAGCGUGGCCUCGGUCCUCGUGUGAACAAGCCCCGCAAGUGGCAACUCAUGCGUGGAGAGGCUUACCUGUUGAUGGGACGUGAGAACUCCCUAGGAGAGGCGCAAAACAUUGCUAUGAAUCUUCUCCGAAACAACAACCAGGACCCUGAGGCUCUUGUCCUCCGUGGACGUGUUCUUUACAACCAAGGCGAGAACGAAAAGGCUAUUCAAUGCUUCCGUAUGGCCAUCAACUGUGAUCCCGAUUUCCGCGAUGCCGUCAAGUGGCUCAGGAUCGUCCAGAGACUUGAUCGCAUGAAGGAAGAGGGCAACGCCGAUUUCAAGGCCGGUCGUCUGCAGCCAGCUAUCGAGAAGUACACCAGCGCUUUGGACAUCGACCCCUCCAACAAGGGCAUGAACUCUAAGCUGUUGCAGAACCGAGCCCAAUGCAAGAUCAAGCUCAAGCAGUACGAUGAUGCCAUUGCCGACUGUGAGAGGGCUAUCAGCCUUGACCCUGGUUACACAAAGGCCCGCAAGACCAAGGCCAAUGCUUUGGGUGGUGCUGAGAGGUGGGAAGAUGCUGUUAAGGAGUGGAAGGCGAUCCAGGAGCUUGAACCAGAGGACCGUAACAUUGCGCGAGAGAUCCGCAAGGCAGAGCUGGAGCUCAAGAAAGCUCAACGAAAGGACUAUUAUAAGAUUGUGGGCGUCGAGAAGACGGCCACAGGUGACGAGAUCAAAAAGGCAUACCGCAAGAUGGCUGUCAAGCUCCACCCUGACAAGAACCCUGGCGACUCACAUGCCGAGGAGAAGUUCAAGGACUUGCAGGAGGCUUACGAGACUCUGAGCGACCCUCAGAAGCGUGCUGCCUAUGAUAACGGCGAUGAUCUUAUGGACCCAAACGACAUGUUCGGCGGCGGAGGUAUGGGAGGAGGCAUGGGCGGUAUUGACCCUGAAAUUCUCUUUAGCAUGAUGGGCCAGCAAGGUUUCGGUGGCGGCGGUGGCGGUUUCCGAUCAGCCGGAGGCUUCCCUGGCGGCGGUGGCGGCGGAGGUGCUCACUUCAACUUUGGUGGUGAUCCCCGACAACAGCGUGGAGGAUACCCCGGCG